Messenger RNA from Meloidogyne enterolobii, 2095 nucleotides. NCBI's taxonomy places the organism in Eukaryota, Metazoa, Nematoda, Chromadorea, Rhabditida, Meloidogynidae. The record is from the annotation of a GenBank genome assembly.
AAUGGAAAAGAAAAGCUCAUCACAAACUUCGGGCUCACCCCCCGUUGUUCAGUCAUCUCCUUCUGUUAAGCAAUCUACGCCUUCAGAAAAAUCUAAUAAAUCGACAACACCUGCUCAACAAUCGACACCUUCUGAUAAGUCUAAUAAAUCACCUUCAGUUCAACAAUCCACGCCAUCCGAAAAAUCCAGUAAAUCUUCGGCUUCGAUUCAACAGCCAUCUCCGCCUUCUGACCAAGCAACAAACGACAAGAGCUCAUCAGUAAGCAUUCAACUGCGUUCUCCUUCAGAACAGCGUUCGCCAUCAGAACAACCAUCUAACGAACAAGCAAUUCUAAUGGCGAGACGAGAUAAUUUUCGUCAACGUGGUCGUCAAUCAUCCUCUACGUCAAUUACAUCGACUCAUUCAGUCGAGCGAAUUGCUUCACUCCAGAAUGAAAAUUAUACUGCAUUUUCUCAUGCAAAAUCGGUACAAGAAGCCUGUAGAUGCUUUGAUCUAACUCAUGAACAACUUUUGGAGAUUAUGGCUCGUAUGGAUGCUCAUUAUGAUGAAGGGUUACGUUCAGAAACUGCAAGACAGGCAACAGUAAAGAUGUUACCGGCCUAUAUUCGUGACGUUUCUGUUGGUCAAGAACGUGGAAAAUUUUUGGCUCUCGACUUGGGUGGUACUAACUUUCGAGUUUUGUUGAUUGAACUUAAAGGAGAAAAGCAUUCUUCUAUGCAAAGCAAAAUUUAUCGAAUUCCUGAUAGAGUGAUGAAAGGGACUGGUGUUGAGGUUUUGCUGGUUUUUCCUAGUCUUUUAUACUUUGCUAUAGAAUUUUCAUUAAUUAAUUUUAAGCUUUUCGAUCACAUUGCCGCUUGUUUGGCCAAAUUUGUGGUGGAUUUUGAAUUGUCUAAACUCGAAACGAAAUUGCCUCUUGGCUUUACAUUUUCUUUUCCCUGUCAACAAGAAGGGCUUACUUCUGCUAUUUUAGUAAAUUGGACAAAGGGAUUUAAUGCCUCCGGCGUUGUUGGUAAUGACGUUGUUCAAAUGCUUCGUGAAGCUUGUCAACGUCGAGGUGAUAUUGACGUUGAUGUUGUUGCUGUUCUUAAUGAUACAACUGGAACAAUGCUUGCCUGUUCAUUCUUUAAGGAGCAUUGCUAUAUUGGUGUUAUUGUUGGGACUGGUUGUAAUGCUGCUUAUAUGGAAUCACUUGACAAAAUAUACAAAUUGCAGGGAAAAGUUUUUCCAGAAAAAGAUGGUCUUCCAAACGAAAUGUGUGUAAACACUGAAUGGGGUGGAUUUGGAGAUGAUGGGGCACUCGCCGAUUUCCUUACAAUUUAUGACACACAACUGGAUGAGAACAGCAUAAAUCCAGGAAGACAACGAUUUGAAAAAACAAUUUCUGGAAUGUAUUUGGGAGAAUUAGUUCGACUUGUACUUGAAGACCUUACAAGAAGAGGAUUGAUUACCACCCUUCCUAUUAAUGAUAUUUCUCAACCUGGAUUUAUUCCAACUAAAUUGGUUUCUGAUAUCGAAGGUUUUGUAAAGGAUCAUGCUAGUCCAUUCGGAAAAAUUAAUGAUUUGCUGUUGGAUAAAGGUGUUGACGACCUUUCCACUGGUGAUUGUGCAAAUAUUGCUUAUGUUUGUUCAAUGGUUAGCACACGUGCUGCACAUUUGUGUGCUUGUGGAAUAGCUUCACUUUUAAAACGUGUAAUAUCCAGAAAAGUUGCAGUCAAGAAUGAAAGAGGUGAAAGUCCAGAAAUGACUGUUGGUGUUGAUGGUUCUGUUUUUCGUUUUCAUCCAAAUUUUGAACAUUUAUUAAAUAUAAAAAUACAUGAAUUACUUGAUGGACAAUUGAAUGGAUGGAAGAUUGUUUUGGCACUUAGCGAAGAUGGAAGUGGUCGUGGAGCCGCUGUAGCUGCUGCUGUUGCUACAAGAAUGAGUCGAAUAAUGAAAGAGAAAAAAGAACUUGAACAAGCUUCGGAAGGAACGGAAGAAGCACCAGCGUCUUCACCGAGUAAUGUCGAAACGACAUCACAACAAGCAGGACCAACAUCUUCAACAUCAGGUCCAACACAGACAUCAACAACAACGACCAUAGGAAAUGGUCAUUAA